UCAGUUCAGAUUCAGAUUAAUUAUUAAAAAUAAAAUGCCAAACCAAAGGCGAAUUAGACGAAAAAGGAGUUUAACAGGUCGAAGAGAAGAGAGCCGUAGUCAUGCAGGAUCUAUGGCAAGUUAUUUCAAAGCUGCCCUAAACUCCGUAGUUCUUCCGGAGUAUAGUUCGCUUGGGGGUUUGACUAAUAUAUGUUUACACUGUAAAGCAAAACAUUUCGGAAGUGAAAAGGUAAGAAAUGGCUUUACGACAUGUUGUCAUGGCGGAAAAGUUAAACUUCAAGAAUUACGUGUACCUGAGUUUUUGAAAGCUGUGUUAGAAAAUGAUUUGAGCUCUUGGCGGGGACACUAUUUGGAGAAUAUUCGGCAGCUAAAUAGUUCGUUUGCUUUUGCAUCAUUCGAAGCGAAAAUUGCGGAGCCUACAGGGCGCGGACCAUAUUGCUUCCGAAUACAUGGAUCAAUAUAUCAUAGGGUAGGUCCAUUGCAUGCAGAUCAUCCUUCAGAAUCCUCCUACGCCCAGCUGUUUAUUCUUGACACGGAUCAAGCAACUGAUAUAAGGGCACAACAUAAUUCAAACUGCGAUAGGUAUUUGCUGAGAGAAAUCCACGAAAUGCUUUCAAAUAUUAACCCCUUGGCAAAUGAGUAUAAGCAUAUGGCGCAGGUUGAACGCGAAGAGGAACAGAGGGCCAGAGAAGAAAAUCGCAAUGCUCGCCGAAUUAGCAUGCUACUUUUUAACAGCGCUGAUCGACGUUAUAAUUUGCCAAACUGCUCAGAAAUUGCGGCCGUUUUCACAACAGAGGAUGGUGAACCACCUGGAAAUCGAAAUUUGCGAAUAUUUUCACGGAAAUCUGAUAUGCAGAAUUUAUUAUUUGUCUCAACGCUACAUAGGUUGUGUGAUCCAUUAGUAUAUCCGCUUUUGUUUCCUUAUGGCGAGUCAGGAUAUGAUGAAACUCUUCUGCAUGAACAGGGUCAUCGAACGGAAUGUAGAUUUAAAUUAACCCAACUGCAGUUUGUUGCUUACCGUAUGGCGAUAAGAGAAGGUUUCAGCUUGCUUCAUGCGUCAGGUAAACUUUGGCAACAGUAUUUAGUUGACCAAUAUGUCAGAAUUGAAGGAGCACGUCUGGCAUUUCUGCGAACUCAUCAGAAAGAGCUACGUGUUGAAACAUAUGCUGGUUUGCAUGACUACUUAAUGCGUGGUGCAAAUAUGGAAAGUGUUCGUCCUGGUCGUAUAGUUGUACUUCUUCAAGUUUUGUUGGCUCUCCUCGAAAUAUGA
Bactrocera neohumeralis is the source of this 1270-nucleotide messenger RNA. RefSeq lists its product as uncharacterized. The record is from RefSeq and is a predicted model, not a curated record. NCBI's taxonomy places the organism in Eukaryota, Metazoa, Arthropoda, Insecta, Diptera, Tephritidae. The coding region runs from base 35 to 1270 and encodes 411 amino acids. The transcript is spliced from 3 exons.